AGGAAAUUUUUUCGCCAAGUACCAAUAUAUAUUCGCGUGUAUUGUGCGAGCUGGCGACCAGCAUACGACAUUCGUGCGGCUACUACAACUGAAAGAGAGAAUGGAAGUACCGUGAAGUUAUGCUGUUAUGGUGUCGUCGAGCAGAAUACAGGCGAUAAUUGGAAUAAUACAGGUAUGGUGUUGAGCACUACAACACCACCUGUUGGAGGCUCUGCACCUCAACUGGCGACACUUUCCGCUCUCAUUCAUCGAGCCAACAAACAGUUAGCUUUUGCGCCAUUACUUUUCGUAAAAAAGCCAUCUGAGGAGGAUAUGGGCUUCGGCUCCUUCGACUGCAACGAAAUGACUGACGCUGUCGCUCUACACCGUUUCAACACCGCACAGCAGAGCAGGACCAGUGAGGAAAGCAGUAUCACUACACAUAGCAUCGAAAACCUCGUAUCUACGUGUUUUUCCGUUCCACGGAUCCUCAGCAUCCCGAGUAAUGGUGUUAAGUACAAGGUGCUUAUCGCAACGUUCGAUCUAGCAUGCACUUUCGUCCAUGAAUGUGUGCCUUCACGCUCUGAUUCUGCUUUCUUGUCCGCUACAGUAACGAACACAACAUCUUUUCCACUUUCACCCGGAGAUUUGGCAGUAUAUUUUAACAACGGAUUCAUAACCAAGUUUCAUCUCGGUGUUGUGCUACCUGGAGAGCAAUUUUGCUGCCCACUCGGUGUGGACCCAUCCAUCAAAAUCGAAUGUAAAACUCCAACUAUAAGCAAAGCACAGGUGGGUUUCAUGUCGAAAAACACACUGAUAACGCACGAGCACGUAGUAUCGCUUAGAAACGCCAAGGUCACAGAGGCGGUGCAGCUGACCGUCUGGAAGCAGAUUCCGAAAUCCACUGAUGAGAAAAUCAAGGUCUGUGUGGUUUCACCCGAUAUUCGAGGAAAGUACGAAGCCGUGCUCAACAAGGAUCACAACUUGGAGUGGAAGUUAGUGCUGGAAUCGGGAGAGCAUAAGGAUCUCUACAUUAAAUACACCGUGGAACAUCCAGCAUCUGAAUCGAUUUCGUAUAGACUUCUUUCUCAGCAUUCAAGUUAA
Angiostrongylus costaricensis is the source of this 1083-nucleotide messenger RNA. Lineage: Eukaryota; Metazoa; Nematoda; Chromadorea; Rhabditida; Metastrongylidae. The record is from the annotation of a GenBank genome assembly.